Pseudogymnoascus destructans is the source of this 1182-nucleotide messenger RNA. RefSeq lists its product as uncharacterized. The coding region runs from base 1 to 1182 and encodes 393 amino acids. NCBI's taxonomy places the organism in Eukaryota, Fungi, Ascomycota, Leotiomycetes, Thelebolales, Thelebolaceae. Gene Ontology annotation, cellular component: transcription repressor complex; nucleus. Gene Ontology annotation, biological process: negative regulation of transcription by RNA polymerase II. The transcript has 3 exons. Gene Ontology annotation, molecular function: protein binding. The record is from RefSeq and is a predicted model, not a curated record.
AUGUCUCGCUCCACGGAUCCUGGCCAUUUUUUUCAAACCGAUGCUUCAGAGGCCAUCCGCGCGCGGCGGGCAGCGAAGUCUGGUAACAAGAAUGGCGAUCCUACCAAGCUGACAUCUAAGAUCUUGGAUGUGGCCGUGGACCCGUUAUCGCCGACAUGCUUGUUUGUGGCAGAAAGUGCUGGGUGUCUCAGAAAAGUCAACGUUGAAUCUAAAGAUACGAAGACUGUUUAUCGCGGUCCAACUGCCCCUCUCACCUCAGUGGCCAUUGGUGGACACAAUGCUCAAACAGUAUUCGCGGGAUGCUGGGACAAAGACAUUUGGAGCUGGGACCGGGAAACUACGGUCGUAGGCAAGAAGUUCAAGGGACACUCAGAUUUCGUGAAGACCGUUGUCUGCGUGAAUAUAUCGGACAAAGAUUGCUUGAUUAGCGGAGGGGCAGACAAGAAGAUAAUAGUCUGGGAUAUUGCCACUGGACAACGAUUGUACACUAUACGAGACAAGAUGGACACCCUCCUUGCCAUCCAGCAUCUAGCGGUGGAUCCGAUUGACUCGACUCCCGAUGAAAUUAUAUUUGCAACGUCCAGCAGCGACCCAAAGAUCCGCAGAUGGCGUGCUACUCUGACUGAAGGAGAGCAGAUCCUAGAAGAUGUGGACAACAACGCAGCAGUGGUUUCAAAGACAGAGGGCAUCAAUGAGCACGAAACUAGCGUAUACAGGCUGCUAUUUGAUUCCGAUUACGGAGACUUAUGGUCAGCAAGCGCUGAUGGCAAUGCGAAGUGCUUAUCAAGAGCUCGAGCAUGGGCAACGGAGGACACAUUUGAGCAUGGAGACUAUGUUCGCUCUGUUGCCCUUACUCCAGAUUGGGUUAUAACAGCUGGGCGAAAUGAGGAUGUUAAGGUUUGGGACCGUGAUACUGGCAAGCUCCACCACAUAUAUGAUGGUCAUUUUGAGGAAGUUACUGGGCUAGCAAUCAUGAAGGAUGGGAGGGAAGUUGUCAGUGUGAGUAUUGAUGGCACUGUGCGUACGUGGCCACUAGACAAGGUCUCCCUUCAAAAGGCGAUAAAGGGGAAAGAAGAAAAGGACAAGGGGGUUGUCAAGGAAGUUGAACCAGUGGUUGCAAAAGACUUGAUGACGGCAGAUGAAGAAGCCGAGCUGGCUGAACUUAUGGACGAUAGUGAUUGA